This is a messenger RNA of Penicillium hordei, 2835 nucleotides long. RefSeq names its product DEAD/DEAH box helicase. The record is from RefSeq and is a predicted model, not a curated record. The coding region runs from base 1 to 2835 and encodes 944 amino acids. The transcript has 4 exons. Gene Ontology annotation, molecular function: ATP-dependent chromatin remodeler activity; zinc ion binding; ATP binding. Lineage: Eukaryota; Fungi; Ascomycota; Eurotiomycetes; Eurotiales; Aspergillaceae.
AUGGCAGGAAAACGCAAGUCUGAUGUCUCUUCUACCGAAGAUCAGUCUGGUCGUGCGCCAAAAUUUACUCGCACAGCUCCGACUUUGAAUGCUGAAAAAGCCAGCUCGGGUCAGAGAUUCGGCGAGACUGUCGACUACAUUCCGUUGAACCAGAAUACUAGCUCAGGCCAGAGAUUUGGCGAAUCUGCCGACUUCAUUCCAUUGAAUCAACUCUCGCAAGUAGUUGGUGCCGACGAGGAGGACGAAGAAGCCCUUGAUGUGAUUCAAGGAUCUCAGGAAUUGGAUGAAACCUCUCUAACAACGUCCAUCCUCUAUGGUAUUGUUUCUACAAAGAUCGUUGGUGUACGCUUUUAUAGGGGCCGUGCCAACCCAGGUGAACGUGUCAUCAUAAAUCGGGAUGCCAAUAAUCAAUAUGAUCGCAAUGCUAUUAGGGUUGACAAUGUCAUGGGUGCCCAAAUUGGCCACAUUCCACGACAGAUGGCAGAGAAGCUGGCGUCCUACAUUGAUGCUCGCGAUCUCAUUAUUGAAGGCACAUUGACUGGUGCGAUUGGGGAUUUCUGGUGUCCAGUUGAUUUGAAGCUUUUCGGGAGUCGUGACCCUACCAGACGAUCCAAUCUGAAGCAACGAAUGCAGAAUGACAAGCUUCCUGUUCGCCAACUGAACGAGUUGGAGCGCGAGGAACGCAAGGCAGAGAAAGAAACCGAGAAACGGCAGAAGGAGGCCGCAAAGAAAGCUCGCGCCAUGGCUCUUGGCAAAGCUGCAACACAAUGGCAAGCCAACCAGAACUCAGAGUAUGCGAACCUCUCAACCCCCACGGGACUUGGUGGCGAGCAAAUUGAGAGCUUGGAAGAACUCCUUAACCAGAGCUCCACCUUCAAUCCCCGAGAUAUUGGUCAGGUUGUAGAAACCUUUGGACAGAAGGAGUCUGACCUGGUCAAUAUGCCUAUGGCCGAUACUCCACCCGGCCUUUCCACCCAGUUGCUUCCAUAUCAGCGCCAGGGACUAGCUUGGAUGAUCAAGCAAGAAUCGCCGAGCCUUCCCACAAAGGGCUCCGAUGAUAUCGUGCAGUUGUGGAAACGGACAAAUACCGAAUUUCUCAAUGUCGCAACAAAUUAUGCCACGGCCACGGAGCCAGCCCUCGCCAGCGGUGGCAUUCUUGCUGAUGAUAUGGGCUUGGGCAAGACAAUUCAGAUAAUCUCUUUGAUUCUUGCAAAUGCAAAGCCUCUCACUGCAGGCUCCUCUAAGACCACUUUGAUCAUUGCCCCUGUCGGUGUCAUGAGCAACUGGAGGAAUCAGAUCCAGGAUCAUGCGCACAAGGAGACCGCCCCGAGUAUCUUGAUCUACCAUGGCUCUGGGAAGAAGGAAGCUGCGAACUUGGCAAAGUAUGAUGUUGUGAUCACAAGCUAUGGAGCCCUGGCCCUGGAAUUUAAUCCGGAUGCCAAUAAGCCGCCUGUUAAGGGCAUAUUUUCGCUGCACUGGCGUCGUGUCGUACUUGACGAAGGCCAUACCAUCCGAAAUCCCAGUUCCAAGGCCUCCCUUGCGGCUUGUGGCUUGCGCGCCGACUCUCGCUGGACCCUGACCGGAACCCCCAUUAUCAAUACUCUGAAGGACUUGUAUGCGCAAAUUCGUUUCCUUAAGUUCUCCGGUGGCUUGGAAGAUUUGAGGAUCUUCAACAGUGUCUUGAUUCGACCCUUGACUUCAGGGGAGCCCGACGCUCGACUGCUUCUUGAGGCUCUCAUGGGCACCAUCUGCCUGCGACGUAGGAAGGAUAUGAGCUUCAUCAAUUUAAAGCUACCCGAGAUGACAUCUCGCAUCAUUCGAAUCAAGUUCAGUGCCCAUGAACAGGAGAAGUACAGUGCUUUCCAAACCGAGGCCCAAGGUGCUCUUCUCGACUUCAAGGAUAAAGAUGGCAAGACCAAGUACUCUCACCUUCUCGAGGUUCUUCUCCGUCUUCGUCAAGUCUGCAAUCACUGGGCGCUCUGCAAGAACCGCGUUGACAAACUCAUGAGCAUGCUGGAGGAACACAAGGUUGUACCUCUGACACCUGAGAACGUCCGCGCUCUGCAAGAGAUGCUGCAGCUCCAGAUAGAAAGCCAGGAAAUGUGUGCCAUCUGCCUUGACAACCUUGAGCAACCCGUCAUAACCGCCUGUGCCCACUCCUAUUGCCGAGGCUGCAUCGAGCAGGUUAUUGAACGCCAGCACAAGUGUCCGCUCUGCCGCGCAGAUAUCAACGAAACCAACACACUCGUCUCCCCAGCUGUGGAACUGGGUGAAGACACAGAUACCGUUGAGGCUGAUCCCGAUAGUCCAAGCAGUAAGAUCGAGACCCUGGUCGAGAUCCUGACUGCUCAGGGCCAGGCACCAGGCACAAAGACCGUGGUUUUUAGCCAAUGGACCUCGUUCCUGGAUCUAAUCGAACCACAACUUGAGCAGCGCGGGGUCAAGUUCGCCCGCGUAGAUGGCAAAAUGCAGUCUGUGAAACGCGACAACUCCAUCAACUCAUUUUCCAACGAUCCUGAGUGUACCGUCCUUCUCGCAAGUCUGAGCGUGUGCAGUGUUGGUCUCAACCUUGUUGCAGCGAACCAGGUCAUCUUGUGUGACAGUUGGUGGGCCCCAGCUAUCGAGGAUCAGGCUGUCGAUCGGGUGUAUCGGCUUGGGCAAAAGCGGGAGACGACGGUCUGGAGACUGGUUAUGGAAGAUAGUAUUGAGGAGCGGGUGUUGGCGAUCCAAGAGCGUAAGAGGAGCCUUAUGCUUGCUGCUUUCCGGGAGACGGCGAAAAAGAAAGCUGAGGAUAGAGGCACUCGUGUUGCAGAUCUUGAGGCUCUUUUACAAUAG